This is a messenger RNA of Rattus rattus (black rat), 1415 nucleotides long. It is a transcript of the gene Proz, whose product is annotated as protein Z, vitamin K dependent plasma glycoprotein. Gene Ontology annotation, molecular function: serine-type endopeptidase activity; calcium ion binding. The record is from RefSeq and is a predicted model, not a curated record. Gene Ontology annotation, biological process: blood coagulation; proteolysis. The transcript has 8 exons. The coding region runs from base 7 to 1227 and encodes 406 amino acids. NCBI's taxonomy places the organism in Eukaryota, Metazoa, Chordata, Mammalia, Rodentia, Muridae. Gene Ontology annotation, cellular component: extracellular region.
GUCAGCAUGGCUGACUGCAUCUCACUGCACCGGGGUUUCAUUCUCUCCUUCAUCCUCACCCUCGCCCUGCACCAGGUGGAGCUGUCAGUGUUUCUCCCAGCCUCCGAGGCAAACAACAUUCUGCUGAGGUGGAGGCGAGCCAGUUCUUACCUCCUGGAAGAAUUCCUCCAGGGGAACCUAGAAAGGGAGUGUUACGAGGAAAUCUGCAACCGCGAGGAGGCAAGAGAAGUGUUUGAAAAUGACGCCAGCACGGAUGAGUUCUGGAGUCAGUACAGUGGUGGCUUUCCGUGCAUCUCCCAGCCCUGCCUCAACAACGGGACAUGUAAGGACCACAUCCGCAGUUUCAGCUGCACGUGCGCCCCCGGCUAUGAGGGCAAGACCUGUGCAAUGGCUAAAAAUGAAUGUCACCUAGAGAGGACGGAUGGAUGCCAGCAUUUCUGCCACCCAGGGCAGUCAUCCUACAUGUGCAGCUGUGCCAAGGGCUACAAGCUGGGUGAGGACCACAGAUCAUGCAGUCCAAGUGACAAAUGUGCAUGCGGGGCUCUGACUUCCCAACACAUCAGGACACAAAUGACAGACGACAUCUGCCGGAGUUGGCCUAGCUUCCCGUGGCAGGUCAGAUUAACAAAUUCUGAAGGAGAGGACUUCUGUGCUGGCGUGUUACUCCAGGAAAACUUUGUGCUGACAACAGCGAAGUGCUCGUUACUGCACAGCAACCUCACUGUGAAAGCAGAUGAUGACCAGCAGAUCGGGAUCAAGAGCGCCCACGUGCACAUGCGUUACGACGAGGAGACGGGGGAGAACGAUGUCUCACUGCUCGAGCUGGAGAAACCCUUGCAGUGUCCCAUCCCAGCGCUCCCUGUCUGUGUCCCAGAGAGGGACUUUGCAGAGCACGUCCUCAUCCCUGGAACGGAGGGUGUCCUCAGCGGCUGGAUGCUUAAUGGCAUAGACCUGGAUCGCACAAUGACGAUGCUUUCGGUCACACAAACAGAUGGGGAGGAAUGUGGACAGAUCCUGAAUGUAACCGUCACUACGAGGACAAGCUGUGAGAAGGGCAGUGAAGUGAUGGGGCCUUGGGUGGAAGGAAGUGUGGUGACUCGCCAGCACAAGGGCACCUGGUUCCUCACAGGGAUCCUAAGCUCGCCGCCGCCACCAGGGCAAUCACACAUGCUCCUCCUCACCUCAGUCCCAAGAUACUCCAUGUGGUUUAACCAGAUCAUGAAGUAGCUGAUGACUUAGAUCACGAUGGCUGCCAAGCAGUCAAAUCCUGUCACAGUUACCACUGGAAGAUGGCCUCUCGUUCCUUGGGACUUUACAUUUUUCUUUAUUCUUGAGAAUUUCUUACAUGCAUACAAUGAAAUGUGACCACACCCACACCCUGUUUCCCUUUUCUAACUCCAUUUAUAUUUCCCUCA